AUGAGCAGGCGCCUUUACCAGACGGAGCCUGGGUCAGCGGCGAUCGCCUGUUCUGACAUACCAUCACUCCAUCUCCGAGACCAACUGGCCAAGAGGACACAGCAGCACGGAGCCGGACCAGGGCGUGCUGUUAGCCUUCAGUCUGAUGGCAGGCACAUUCAAUUCUCGAGUACUGCAGACAGAGCGCCGUCCUGCUCGAUAUACUCGAAAGAAUGGCGUCAACAGGUCAAACGAAGCACCAGUCUACAUAGCCUGGCCGAAAAAAGCGACGACGGCGUCAGCACUGACACGACGAGCGUUCAUGAAGUUCCAGACAAGCGAAUAUUUGUGCACACAGAGAUCACCAUAUCCGAGCCUUUCGAGCUCGAUGUACCGGCGAAGGAGCGCAUGUUUCCCUGUAGAACCGCUUACGUUAGUGGGCCAGAUGUGGAAAGUAUCAGACACCCUCACGUUCUCAAACGACCAGCCUCUCAGUUGCGUUCCAACCAUCCCACAUCAGGUAUCCCUUUGAUGCGAUCCGACAGUGGCUUCCACUCGGUACCACGUUCUUCAUCAUGGUCAACACAUUCUUAUCAACCUGGAAACUCUCAGUCGACUUCCGACGGCGACUCUCAGGAUUGGAUAACCACCUCCUCUUCGGCGUCUUCAUCCCCGUCGUUGACCGCCUUGCCUGCAUCCCGUCCGUCAAGCCGAGUAUUUUUGGCGCCUCCUCAACCACAAUCACCCUCUGACAAAUCCAACGGCAAGCCUACUAGUAGCGACAAGAUCCAAUCCAACAGUCGACGCUCGAGGAUGAGGCUCCGCAUCCCCGACUUUCUGCGCCCCCUUGACGAGCCACAAGCGCCGAUCCGCAUCUACGAUGUCCCCUUGCGCAGAGAUCUGUUCUCCAAAGCUCAGCCGGGCAAUGAGCACACGCGGACAACUAGCUCGAAUGAUGCCAGGGUGGCCGAGGCAGUCUGGUCCCAGCAGGCGAUCAGGAGAGCCCAUCAAGGGUAUAGUAGUACUCCACGCGCGGAUCUCCUCCGGUCGAACAGCUGUCCCGUCUUGCCGCCUUUUCGAGAGAGUUUGAUCCGAUCUCGUGAUGGGGGCGGUCAGGAUGACAUUGAGAUGAAGAUUCAGAUGGAGAUCGGGGCCGGCGGAUCUACUAGUUAG
Exophiala xenobiotica is the source of this 1152-nucleotide messenger RNA. RefSeq lists its product as uncharacterized. The record is from RefSeq and is a predicted model, not a curated record. The transcript has a single exon. NCBI's taxonomy places the organism in Eukaryota, Fungi, Ascomycota, Eurotiomycetes, Chaetothyriales, Herpotrichiellaceae. Bases 1 to 1152 code for a protein of 383 amino acids.